AUGAAUGACGACGAGGACGACGACGAUGACGACCCAUUCGACGUUGAAAUGGAAGAUUCAAACCUCUCAUAUCAAGAAGCGGCAAACAAUCUCACAGAGAUGCUCGGUCGUGCUGGGCAGGUCGAUGUACAGGCUUCGAAAUUGUACAUUCCCAGGAGGACUGAGUAUCGAACCGUCGCGACGUACCGGCCGAUUAUAACACAAUCCCCUCUUCACGAUGAGAGAAACGAGCAUAUAUUUUGCCAUUUUGUUGAAAUUACGAGCAACACUAUAUCAAUCUUCGAGAGACAUCACUACAGCCCUAUUGCGGCCCCUGCGAGAACUCUCUGGAAUUUCACAAUGCCGGCUCUGGCGUUGUCGCAUACCGCACUUGCGCAUGCGAUUCUGGCAUUGGGGGCCCUUCAUCUUGCGAAGCUGAAUAACUCGUCAGAAAACCUCGCGAUCAAGCAUUUCACCUGUGCAGUGCGAAGGGUUGGGAGACUGCUGGGGUUACCGAAACGGCGGCACGAAAUAGCAACUCUGGCUACAGUCCUGCUCCUUGGAUACUACGAGGUCGUCUCUGGCGACCAUUCACGGUGGAACCUUCAUUUGUCAGGAGCUACGAGGCUCCUACAGGAGCAUGACUUUGCCGGCUUGACCCGAACGACGAGACGCAUGCGAACUGGUGCAAAGGCACGAAUCAACCAGUGGACUGUUCAAUUUGCGUUGACCGACGAAAACUAUGCGCGUGUAGCUGGUAUUCCUCUUACCCUGCUUGACGACGCUGACUGGGAGGUCGAUCAGACACUCGUUUCCCGACUGACAGGCCUCCGCGUGAACUAUGACCAACAAUUCCAGCCAAGCUUCGGCUCGCGGCCUGCCAUGCCGGACCUGAGCGAGAAAGAUGUUGAAGAUUUCAAGGCCAAACUGGACUUGAGGUGGUGGUACUGCAAGCAAGACGUUUUCCAGAGCAUGGUAUCCGGCGACCGGCCGCUUAUGGCCUACCAGGAAUGGAUCUACUGUCCCCCUAGAGGUCAAAUUGGACGGGCGGACAAUCCAUAUGCGACCCUGGAUCACUUGCUACUGGUCAUGGCACGCCUAACUGAUUUCGGAGGCAAAGAUCGUCUGCGCAAGCAACGGGUGGUGGCUAUGCAGGGAGGGCAAUGGAGGCCCCCGAAAUGGCUGUUUGGACCUCAAGGACAACCUGGUCCAUCGGGACGGAAGGACGGUCCUGCUCAUCCAAAGCAGGCUUCGGAAUCACCUCCUGAGAAGGCUUCUGCAGCCACCAAGCUGACCGGUGCUCCGGCCCAGGCGGGAGCAAGACCUUCCCCUGCCCCCAGCGCCAACGAAGGGAGGGUGAGGCAGAGUAAACCCGGCUUACCGGGUGGUUCUGGUCCUGGACCGGGGGCUGGUCCUCCUAUGCUUGGGAUGCUCCCGCCUGCGACCGAGCCACUGCAGCUGGAUUCUGCUUUUCGGUCUAUGGACGCCAACAUCAAAGACUCGGCGUUUGCGUUCAAAAGAGAGCGGAAGGAGAGCACGCCGCCUAGCAAUCUCGAGGACGAUACAGCCAAGGCAUUUGCAGAGUAUAACGAGAUAGGCAAAGCCUUUGAUACCUUCGCAGAAAACCUGGGCACAGACUUUGAGCCUCUCAAACAAACCGGGCCCCCGGUCGGUACGCCUUUUGGACCAGCACUCAUCUACAAAAAUGGCGCAGUGGCGUGUAUAUGGGCAUGCUACUACGUUGGGCGCAUCUUAUGGCAGCGCCUUCACCCCGAGAUGCCGCCUGCAGCAGUGGUUGCUGCUGGCGUCACGGCGCACCUCACUCGGGAGUAUACGCAGAUGGUCGGCCAGAUCUGCGCAGGGCUGUACUCAAGACAGCUCUAUGGCCAGAGCGGAGCCCUGGACCCAAGUUUCGCAGGCUACCUCAUGGAGAGUACCUUCUUCCUGUUGUUUGCAGCCAUCCAGUAUACAGACGCUGUGCAGCGAGGGUGGACAAUAAGCAAACUUAAAGACGUCGAACGCAGAUGUGGAUGGCGUACAUCAGGCGCCAUCGCUGGCGCUUGCGAGACUGCCUGGGAACGAAUGGCGCAAGCAGGACGAGGCCCUCCCUACGAGCGAACUCUGGCUGCUCACGACGAGGACAUCCGCAUGAGCAAGACAUCGGCAAAGUCAUCUCCAUCAAGUGGAGGACCUUCAGAUGCCGCCGUCGAACAGCAUGAGUCGGAAUUCGUGAACCACGAUCGCAGCCUCAUUGAUCGGUCCAGCUCGACCCGUGUGCAUUGGGCGCUGGGCUUGCUUUCGGUCGAAGAAGACAUCCAGAAGAUGGCGCUGGAGGACAACUAG
This is a messenger RNA of Fonsecaea pedrosoi CBS 271.37, 2322 nucleotides long. RefSeq lists its product as uncharacterized. The transcript has a single exon. The coding region runs from base 1 to 2322 and encodes 773 amino acids. Lineage: Eukaryota; Fungi; Ascomycota; Eurotiomycetes; Chaetothyriales; Herpotrichiellaceae. Gene Ontology annotation, molecular function: transcription cis-regulatory region binding; DNA-binding transcription factor activity. The record is from RefSeq and is a predicted model, not a curated record. Gene Ontology annotation, cellular component: nucleus. Gene Ontology annotation, biological process: positive regulation of transcription by RNA polymerase II.